AUGCGCUUCACUCCUGUUCUAAGUCUCCUCCCAUUCGCGCUUGCUCUUCCUCGUAUACCUCGCGAUGCCGCAUCUCUUGCUCCCCAAGUCCUCGAGCAGAUCGCCACCCUCAACUCGUCCCUCACUUCCCUGACCACAGCCGUCAAUGCCUUCGACGGCACCCUGCUGCACGUUAUCCCGCAGUCGCUCGCAGUCAUUACCGCCGAGACCGCUCUCGAUGCCGCUACGCUGAAGACGACCUUCAUCACUAAGUCAAGCGGCAACUUCACUCAGACAGAGAGCAACAGCGUGGUCGCCGGUUUGGCAAAUUUGAUCGCGCCCAUUCAGACCAGUUUGACGGCGCUGAGUGCGAAGUACGAGGUUUUCAAGAAGACAUUGGAGUCCCCGAUCGUGUUGCUUGACUUGAAGAUCCUGAAGGCGCAUACGGAUGACUUGAUCGAUGCGGUCACGGCCAAGGUGGUGCCUGCGAGCGCGGGUCUGCUUGGGUUUGGCAAGGGUAUCAUUGAUAAAGCGUUCGAUGAUGCCAUUGCAGUAUACCAGGGAAGCUAG
Molecule: messenger RNA, 549 nt
Organism: Paraphaeosphaeria sporulosa
Lineage: Eukaryota; Fungi; Ascomycota; Dothideomycetes; Pleosporales; Didymosphaeriaceae
Exons: 2
Coding region: 1-549 (182 amino acids)
Cellular component (GO): extracellular region
Source: RefSeq, a predicted model, not a curated record